AUGCCACCCAUGGAUCCAAUUUCUCGACCAUCUUCGACCUCGACAGUGAACUCCUCUCUACACCAUAGCGCAUCACUGCCGCAACUACCUGGGCUAUCAGCACUGGCUUCAUUAGCUUCGGGUACAAGUUCACCACAAUUGAGAGCAUUCAAUGUUGGACAAAAUGUAAAUAUGGGGUAUGCGACAUCAUCACCAUCUGCUACAUCCGGAGGAGGGCAAAACAAUUCACCACCUACCUGUCAGAAUUGUCAGACUUCCACGACUCCUUUAUGGCGAAGAGAUGAAAUAGGUUCGGUAUUAUGCAAUGCUUGUGGUCUCUUCCUGAAAUUGCACGGGCGACCUCGGCCGAUAAGCCUCAAGACAGAUGUUAUCAAGAGUCGAAAUCGCGUUAAGAGUUCAGGCACUGCUCAAGGUGCAAAGAAAAAGACUCUAUACGAAGCUAAUGGUCUUGACCAAGCGCGAUCGCAAGCUGGCACACCACCGCCAGGUUCACUUGGACAUAGAAGAGCAUCAGGAAAGUCUGCCAAUGGUCAUUCAGAUGGAUCGAACUCUCCUAUCUCUAGAACUGCGACUCCUUCGAUGUAUGGUAAUCAUUUACCACCAUUCAACGGAAAUGGCUUGGAAGAACAUCAUUACAAUCAUUCCCCGUCUCUUCCGCCUAUGCACAUCCGACAACCUUCUCCCGGCGAUAUACGGUCCACGUCCCCUUCUAUGAAUGGUCCGCAUGGUCUUGAAGUGCCUCAGACAUACGAACAGCUUAUCGCCCAGAAUUCUUCUUUGAAAACCCGCGUCAACGAGCUGGAGGUUAUAAACGAACUCUUUCGUGGUCGAGUUACCCAACUUGAACAGGAUGAAGCCAAUGCGAAUCAAGGAGUGGCGAUGCUUAGAGAAUCAGAGCAUAAUUUAAUGAAUCGACUCGAGGAAUCUCAACGUCGAGAAAAUCAAUUGAAGCGUCGCCUGGAUGAUGUUGAACGUGAACUCAACGAAUUGCGUGACGGGGCACCUCGCGCUAAGAAAAUGCGCGUUGCAGAUAUGGUUGGGGACAGUGAGUCGUCAACUCCACAAUCAGUCACUUCAUAG
Messenger RNA from Botrytis sinoallii, 1080 nucleotides. RefSeq lists its product as uncharacterized. Gene Ontology annotation, biological process: negative regulation of transcription by RNA polymerase II; positive regulation of transcription by RNA polymerase II. The record is from RefSeq and is a predicted model, not a curated record. The transcript is spliced from 4 exons. The coding region runs from base 1 to 1080 and encodes 359 amino acids. Lineage: Eukaryota; Fungi; Ascomycota; Leotiomycetes; Helotiales; Sclerotiniaceae. Gene Ontology annotation, molecular function: RNA polymerase II cis-regulatory region sequence-specific DNA binding; zinc ion binding; DNA-binding transcription factor activity, RNA polymerase II-specific.